AAAUACUGCCAGCAGUAUUUUCAUAAUUCUAGUAUAGACUUUUUCUUUGUAUAAAAGGGAAAGUAAGAACUAAUUUCAUUUAGAAAAGGCAAAAUACAAUUUGUACAAGACGAGAUAAGAAGAAAAAAUCUGCGGAUAUAUCUCUGUCUUUAUAUCUGUGUCUCCAUCCAUACAACCAUUAUUUAACAUAUCUCUCUCUCUCUCUCUCUCUCUCUCUCUCUCUCUCUCACACACACACACACACACACACACACACACACACACACACACGGUGAUCUGUCUUCCUCUCCUUGGGCACACUGCUGUGAGACCUCAGCUAGUGGAAAGUCCAGUCAGGCAGUUUUGCCCCUGACAAUUCCAGGUCUUUGGGUGUGGAUCUGUGAAGGUCAACAGCAGUCUGCUUCCAUUACAGCUGUUAUUUCUCUGCUCUCUGCCCCAGUUUGUGAGUCUGAAGUGGGAAUCAUAGAAGCGGCACUGCUAGUGCUCCCAUCUCAGCCUAAUAGUGCCAAGCCCACCCUGCCUCCCACCAGCUUCUCACCAGGACUGCCCUCUCAUGGGAGGUGGGACUUGAAUGGCAAAGGGAAGCCCAGCUCUCCUGGGAGGAGGACCGCAAGUUCAUCCUGCGGGGCUGGUCUCUCGUCUUCAUCAUUCUCUCUGCCCUGAUGGUGUUCAGCGUGGUGGAUGGGCAGAUGGCCUACUUGCAGGGCUCCUACACUGGUUACCUGGGCUUCUGGACCAACUGCAGGAGGCACAAGUGUCCCGACAUUGGCCAGGUCACAGUUCUCAUUCACAUGAGUAAGGGCCUCAUGAUGCUGGCCAUGGCCCUGUGCCUCAUCCUCCUCCUCUCCAUGAGCCUCUCCUUCCGACCGCUCUUCCGCCGCCUGAGCAAGCUGGACUUCGUCUUCAGCUCCCUCAGCAUCGGCAUUGAGGGUGGGAGAGGAAGUCUCUCUCUCUUCUCCCACCGUGAUUCCUGGGGGUCACUGUCCAGUCUCCUGCCAUCUCUGGCCCCACCCCAGUGCAGGGCUCCUGAUUUUCCUCAGCCUGACGCUUUUUGUAGUCAACUGCCAGAUACUGCGCCCAAGGCCACAGGAAUCUUGUCCUACUUAAACCAAGUGGGCGUAUGGAGCCGCUACACGUCCUCCUUGGAGCGGCCGGUCAGCAGUCGCCGGUGGGCCUCGCAGCAGUGUCCGCUGAGGCGCUCGUGCCAGGUCCUGGACCUGCCCCGCCUAAGCGCCAGCAAGGACGGUCGCCUACGUUCCUCCAAGGAGUAACACCCAAGCUUCUCGGGUCACUGGUAACGGCUGUUGGGGCCAGGCCGGCCUGGGCAGCGUGGCCACUUUCCAGAGAUGAGACCUCCCAGGAGGCCCCGCUGGCUGACUGCAGGCCACCUGCCCUCUGAAGACAAGGGCAAGCCCUGCCCCCUGUUUUAGGGUCCACCCUUUGCGGCUCUGUCUCCACCCACUGGGUCUUCUUAAGGCCCCCUGCCAUGGAAGUCCUGGGGUUCUGCCGCUCUGAUUGGUCCACCGUGUCCUGCCAAGCCCCAGAAGUGUGGCCAUUUGAGUAGCCCCGCCCCUGGUGCCCAGCCCUCUCUGGCCGUCCUCUCAGCCCUGGCAGUACACAUCAGAACUCCCCUCCCAGAGGUCCCGCUCCACCUGAUAUGUGGACGUCGCUCUUGCUCCGGAGGACACUCCACGCCCUGCACUUGGUGUAGCCUCACCCUUCUGCGCAACAAGUCUCUCCCUAGAGCGCCUCCCACAGCCCCUCCUGGCUUCCUGCCACAAUAAAACCUGAGGCUCUCCA
Molecule: messenger RNA, 1800 nt
Organism: Ictidomys tridecemlineatus (thirteen-lined ground squirrel)
Lineage: Eukaryota; Metazoa; Chordata; Mammalia; Rodentia; Sciuridae
Source: RefSeq, a predicted model, not a curated record